This is a messenger RNA of Rotaria socialis, 744 nucleotides long. NCBI's taxonomy places the organism in Eukaryota, Metazoa, Rotifera, Eurotatoria, Philodinida, Philodinidae. The record is from the annotation of a GenBank genome assembly.
AUGCGUGUGAAUACGGUGAUUAUAUGGGCAACCAAACACUUUCGGCAAUACCUCGAAGUGGGUUCCGUGAUUGUCCGCUCCGACUGCAAAGCUCUGGAAUGGCUAAAAAACGCUCGAGAUCCAACAAGCCGUCUUGCACGAUGGUCUAUGAAACUGUCUCCAUACAACAUUGCCAUACAACAUCGACCAGGUACAAGCAACCCAAACGGCGAUUUUAUGUCUCGCUAUCCAUUACAGACCAAUACUACCACCGCUCAAGAACUGAAUUCAUUAGAAUCAGGUAUCAACAUCUUAGAAGGUACCAACCUUCUGGAUAAUAUUCGGUCAGCACAACCGAAGGGCGCACGCCUAUUACGUAUCAUCCAAUCUCUUUCAUCACAACUUCCUGGCCCGUUCAACGCUACGCACUCUCCAUACAUUGUAAUCAAUAUUCUUCUCUACAAAAUCCGCCAUUUCAAUUCGUACACCGAUCAGCGACUUCUGGGUUCAAAAUAUCUCAUCGUUAUAUCACAAACGCUAGAAACGACAAUCGUCAGAUGGGCACAUGAUCACCCCACCGCCGGUCAUGCCGGACGUCUCCAACACUAUGUCGUCUUGCAUCGCAGGUUUACUGGCUCUCAAUGCGACAAGAUGUAUUCAAAUAUAUUCAAUCCUGCUUAUCAUGCCAACAAUUCAAACACUCAAACGCUCCUACUGCAAACCCUAUGCAGUUACACACCAUAUCUCAACCAUGGCAUACUAUAG